Messenger RNA from Closterium sp. NIES-67, 3084 nucleotides. NCBI's taxonomy places the organism in Eukaryota, Viridiplantae, Streptophyta, Zygnematophyceae, Desmidiales, Closteriaceae. The record is from the annotation of a GenBank genome assembly.
UUCCGUUCCUGCUCCCUCUUUUUCGCUCCGCCUCCUCAUUUCUCAGCCAGACGCGUUCAUCCGAAUCCAGAACUUGUACCGCAAUCCUUCGCCCCAUCAAGCCUAGACUUUAUCCCAGGCUGAGAAUUCCCAGUUGGAAGCACGAUGGAGUCGGGCGAUGGCCUCGCGCUCGUAACACCUUAUUAUCCCGGGCGAAGUGAUACGCGAGUAACCGCUGAACCGCGAGUAGCAGGUCACAAGAGCAAAGCGGCCCGCUCGUCAAUUCCUCGCCGCAAACGACGCUGCCUGCAGUCCCCCUCUGGCGCGCACUCAAUCGCCGCCUCCCCCGCUUCGCCCUCGAACGGCGAGCCCUUUCACGCGGAGCGGCAGUGUCGCGUACAAACGGCAACCGGCGAAUCCUCCCCCGACGAUCUGCAUCAAGUUGACGGCGAGCGGCAGUACCGCGGGGUGCGGCAGCGGCGGUGGGGGCGGUGGGUGUCGGAGAUCCGCGAGCCGCGGCGGGGGUUGCGCAUCUGGCUGGGGUCGCACGGCAGCGCGGAGCAGGCGGCGCGCGUGUACGACGUCGCCGUGCGACUGCUGCGAGGCGACGGCGCGAUGCUGAACUUCCCAGAUGACCAGCGCGAGGUGCCGCUGCCGCCCGCCAUCGCGGAGUCGCUCAUCAACGCCUGUGCCGCGCUCAACGCGCACACCCACCACCCCCCUCCACCGCCUCUCACGCCCACUCACUCCCCUCCCCCUCCUCUAUCCCCCAAGCACUCCCCUCCGCCUCCUCUCUCCCCCAUUAGUCCUGCGCCAGCUGCACCGGAGCCCACAGAGCCGCGCCAGGGCGCGCCCCUUGCCAGUGACCGCUCCGCAUUGGGCGCACUGCUGCCGACGGAGCCUGCAGAGUCGGGGCGGCUGGAUGCUGCUGAUGCUGGAGAGAGGGGCGAGGAGCAUGGGGGGCAGAGGAGUCUGUCUGACAGGCGGGCUGCAGCACCGGACGACGCAAGGCAGGAAGAGAAAAGUCCUGUGGCUGCUGCUGCUGCUGUGACCAGCUGUGGCAGCGGUGGCAGUGGUGGCGUGUGCGUAGACACAGCUUUGGAAGAACGGCGCAUGCAGCAGCAGGUGGAGCAGGCAGAGGCGGGGGAGGAGACGUGGGUAAAGAAGCAGGUGGAGCAGGCGCGCGUGGGGGAGGAGGAGAGUUGGGCGGACGAGCUUGAGUGGCUGCUGGCGUGCGAGCAGCUGUCGUGGGACGACUGCACCUUGGAGCCACCUCAACUGCCAUGGGAAGAUCCCUCUUCGUGCCACGCGUGCCAUGGGGCUGCCAUGAAUGGUGAUGACGUCAUGGGUGAUGAUGCGGGUGCAGUAGCACGCAGAGGGGAGAGAGGUAGGAGAGCAGUUUUCAGUGGAGGGGUGGAGCACGUUGACCCUCCUCCCAUGCACCACAUGGACGACAGCGUGUGUGAGAUGCCAACUACCCAACUACUUACCUCCGACUCUGUGACCACCACCAGCACCAGUGGGCAUAGCAACAUUGGCGGUCUCUCCUUCCUACACCCGCUCUCUCCUCCCUCGUGCCUCCUCUUGCCUGCCGUCACCAUCCCCUCCCCUCCCCCCCUCUCUCUCACUGCCCCUGACACGCUCUCUCCCACCCUCACCCCUCACUCUCUCACUCCUCCUGCCAGUGCAGCUGUGGCAUCCGCCCCCUCCGCCUCCUCAUGCCCCUCCCCCACAUCCCCCUCACCCCCCGCAUUCCCACCCCCUCCACCACGCCCCCCACUACCCCCACCCCAACUGCACCCUCUGCUGUGUGAGCCGACGUCAGCAAGCGGGCCCCUGGCGCCUGCCUCUGCUGCUCCAUCUGAUGCCCUCAACAGCCCCCCUGCUCUGCCCUGCACCAACCCUGCCACUGCUCCCUGCACCACUCCUGCUGCUGCUGCUUGCACCGCUCCUGCUGCUGCUGUGGCACCACCCACGGCGCCCCAACCUCCACAGCACAGGCCACCUCUCUCCCCGCCCUCCGAUUGCAUUCGCCCUCCCCUCUCCCCCAUCCUCCCACCGAACCGUAGCAAUAAGAAUAAUAGCAGCUACAGUGGCGAGAUGACCCCCACCCUAACAGUGCAGGCCAUGGCGCAUUUGCUGUCCCCGCUUCCUCCUCUCCACCUCCCCCUCCCCCCCUUGCACGCUCCCUCCCCCCUCCCCUCCCCAGCCCUCGCCCGCUCUCUCCUGCUGCAUCUCACCACUGCCAUCGCCUGCCGCCGUGCUCCCGCCCCUCCCCCUCCGCUCCCCCUCCCCCUCCACUCCCUCCUCUCCCCUUCAUGAGUCAAGACACCUUGAGAUCUCCUCCGCCCCUCCCUCUUCCCUCUUCCCCCCCCCACUGCCUCCUGUCACCUUCACCCAGCCUGUAAUGCUGCUAAGAGUAAGAGCUGCAGCUUCCCAUGAUUUCAAUUCUUACUGCGCCUCUGCAGUCGGCACAAGUUGAUGUCGAUGCAAGGUGUAUCUGGGGGCUGCCUCGCUGGUUGGUCAGAAGCACAACUUGCUGCUGUUCAGGGACUGCUUGAUGCUAUAGUGCUAGUUGUGUUUCUGACCACAAAGAAGUUGUGUAGCUUAGGGGGUGUAUCAGGUUGAUGUUGGCCUGGAAAUUUGCUUAGAUGGCGUUCUAAAGCUUGGCUGAGUUGAAGCUUUGGCCAUCCAACUCGCCACGUAAGCGAAAGUUUGGCCAAACUUUGAGGUUUUGGUUGACAAAAGUUGAGGUAGGUGAACUUUGGCCUGAAGUAAAUCGUCUGGUGUUGCAGUAGACUACAGCUUGAGCCCGAGAGAGGAACGCCACCUUUUCGAGCCGCGGGGGCUUCUGUCGAUUUGGUAUUUCGCCGGCUUUCGCUGCUAGAAGCGAGGGAUUCAGGGUGAGCUCGUUGGUAACUUAUUUUGUCGCAAUAGGGGAAGGUUGGGUGGCAGCGUUCAGAUUGCGUAUGUAACCACGGUUACGCUGUUUUGCACUGCGACGAUCAGAAACAACCCCAAGUGUUGUUUAAUUAGCUCAACCAAUAGGUCACGAACAUGACAUUUGCUCACAAUUUGUGCGGCUUCGAUAAGUGUGGAGUUCAG